UCAUCAGCAUCACCUGACAGCAGCAGCAGGAGGAAGAGGAGGAGGCGAGCAUCCUUCAUGAUUCUGCAUUAAAGCAGCACUCUGUAUCAACAAACCCAGGGCCUUCACGGAUCCAAGCGCAGAUCUGCCUGAACUCCACAAACUCAAACAUGGAUAAUUCCGGGAAAGAGAAGGAAGCCAUGCAGCUGAUGGCAGAGGCGGACAAAAAAGUCAAAUCAUCGGGUUCAUUUCUCGGAGGGAUGUUCGGGGGUAAUCAUAAGGUUGAGGAUGCAUGUGAAAUAUAUGCCAGAGCUGCCAACAUGUUCAAAAUGGCCAAAAACUGGAGUGCUGCAGGCAGUGCUUUCUGCCAAGCUGCCAGACUUCACAUGCAGAUGCAGAACAAACUGGACUCGGCCACCAGCUUCGUUGAUGCUGGAAAUGCUUAUAAGAAGGCAGAUCCUCAAGAGGCUAUUAACUGUUUAAACGCAGCCAUCGAUAUUUACACAGACAUGGGAAGGUUCACGAUCGCCGCAAAGCAUCACAUGACUAUUGCAGAGAUCUAUGAAUCUGAGUUGGUGGAUAUCGAAAAGGCCAUCGCCCAUUAUGAGCAGGCUGCAGACUAUUACAAAGGGGAGGAGUCAAACAGCUCUGCCAAUAAGUGUCUGCUGAAGGUGGGCUCAUACAGCGCUCAGCUCGAGCAGUAUCCCAAAGCCAUCGAGAUCUAUGAGCAGGUUGCUACCAGCACGAUGGACAACCCUCUGCUGAAAUACAACGCUAAAGAGUACUUCUGGAAAGCAGCUCUCUGUCACUUCAUAGUGGAUGAGUUAAACGCAAAGCUUGCCAUUGAAAAGUACGAAGGGAUGUUUCCGGCAUUCUCUGAUUCAAGAGAAUGUAAGCUGCUGAAAAAACUGUUGGAGGCUCAUGAGGAGCAGAACAGCGAGGCGUUCACAGAAGCCGUUAAGGAGUUUGAUUCGAUCUCCCGUCUCGACCAAUGGCAGACCACCAUGUUGCUGCGUAUCAAGAAGACCAUCCAGGGUGAUGCCGGCGACCUCAAGUGAUGUGUCCGAGAAAAAAUACUGUGGCAUCAUAGCCAGUUUAAUUUCUGAUCGUAUCGUACGUGUGUGACAAUCUGGUUGAACAUUUCUGUAGUCAUACUAGCUCAAGCAUAAGCCGUUUCUUGGAAAGUUUAAAUGCUACAUGCAUUGCAUUUGAGAAAACAGAAGUAUAUAGAAUAUUAAUAUGGAUAAUUCUCUUCUGGAAGGCAUUUCUCUAUCCCUUUACUUCACCAUGAGGAAAUCUUUACCGUACACCAUUGUUUGUACUUGUGUGUGUGGCAUGUAAGACUCAGUCGUGCUGUUCUCUUUCUUUCAGUGUUGUCUCUGGCAUUAUCAUGCAUGAUAAAUGUUUAAAGUGUGUUUAUGUGCUGUAAAAUAGGAAAUCAGGUUUAUGUGAGUGCACUGUCUGUUCAAAUUAAAAACACACUGCCUUUUGCAUUUUGUGCCAUUGGCCUCUAAAAUGCGUCCUCACUUCGUCUUUGUCGAUAUGGCAGUGUCAGUCCUGUCGGAGUAUUUGCUGUAGUGGCUGUACAUGUUUCAUAAUCAGUAGAAUCACGUCUCUUGCUCACUAAUGAUGGUGAAGUGAUUUUCACAGUGUGAUAUUACAGACAGAGUUGAUUUUCUAAUGCAGGUCAAGUUAUUUGCAUUCUGGUAUUAUUUGUAAUUUUGUGUUUCAUUGGUUGUUUCACAUGGAUACGGGACAUUUGUUGUUUUGGGCAUUAUGAAUUAUAAUUUUACUUUAAGUGUUACUUGUUUUUUGAAGUUCACUUUGUGCCAGUAAAAUGAAAAUAUGUUGACUGAAUCUGAUAUAUUAAGCCAUCUAAUAUGUUGUAUAACUGACAGGGAAUCAAAAACGUAUGUUAAAAUGUAAAAGAGAUGACAAGUCUUAUUGAAACAUUUUAAUAAAUGUUCUACUGAUUUAUUCAAAGAAAAACUAAUAAACGAUCACUCAUGCCA
Messenger RNA from Carassius gibelio (silver crucian carp), 1991 nucleotides. It is a transcript of the gene napba, whose product is annotated as N-ethylmaleimide-sensitive factor attachment protein, beta a. Gene Ontology annotation, molecular function: syntaxin binding; soluble NSF attachment protein activity. The record is from RefSeq and is a predicted model, not a curated record. Bases 150 to 1037 code for a protein of 295 amino acids. The transcript is spliced from 11 exons. Gene Ontology annotation, cellular component: synaptobrevin 2-SNAP-25-syntaxin-1a complex; terminal bouton; vacuolar membrane. NCBI's taxonomy places the organism in Eukaryota, Metazoa, Chordata, Actinopteri, Cypriniformes, Cyprinidae. Gene Ontology annotation, biological process: SNARE complex disassembly; regulation of synaptic vesicle priming; synaptic transmission, glutamatergic.